Molecule: messenger RNA, 2697 nt
Organism: Grammomys surdaster
Lineage: Eukaryota; Metazoa; Chordata; Mammalia; Rodentia; Muridae
Gene: Fbxl4
Product: F-box and leucine rich repeat protein 4
Exons: 10
Coding region: 300-2312 (670 amino acids)
Biological process (GO): SCF-dependent proteasomal ubiquitin-dependent protein catabolic process
Cellular component (GO): SCF ubiquitin ligase complex
Molecular function (GO): protein binding
Source: RefSeq, a predicted model, not a curated record
GCUCGCCGCCGCGGCAGCAGCACGGGAUACUGGGAGCAGCCUCCUGCUGCCCACGCCGCGGGCUUGUGGCGAAGCUCUGCUCGCCCAGUCCCGGACCCUGCAGGGCUGUCACGUUUCAGCAUCUGUAGGUGAAAGCAGCAUGCGUGUUUCAGAUACGUGGAUGGGAACCAGCUCCUGCACUGCCAGUGUGUGUCACGUGACACUUCGAGCUGGGCCAUUCAUUUUGUAGACCAUCCUUCAGAGUUCAUGCAUCUCACCGAGGACACCUGACCUUUUGAAGCUUCAUAAUUCACGACUAGAUGUCACCAGUCUUUCCCAUGUUAACAGUUCUGACCAUGUUUUAUUAUAUGUGCCUUCGGCGUCGAGCCAGGACAGCUACAAGAGGAGAUAUGAUGAACAGCCAUAGGACUAUAGUGUCAAGCAGCCGGACUUCCCCUCUCAAUGCGGAGGUGGUCCAGUAUGCUAAAGAGGUGGUGGAUUUCAGUUCCCAUUACGGCAGUGAGAACAGCAUGUCCUAUACCAUGUGGAAUUUGGCAGGUGUACCAAAUGUCUUCCCAAGUUCUGGUGACUUCACACAGACGGCUGUGUUUCGAACUUAUGGAACAUGGUGGGAUCAGUGUCCUAGUGCGUCCUUGCCAUUCAGAAGAACACCGUCCAGUUUUCAGAGCCAGGACUAUGUGGAACUUACUUUUGAGCAACAAGUGUAUCCCACAGCUGUCCAUGUGCUGGAGACCUACCAUCCCGGAGCAGUCAUCAGAAUUCUGGCCUGUUCGGCAAAUCCCUACUCCCCAAAUCCUCCAGCUGAAGUAAGAUGGGAGAUUCUUUGGUCAGAGAGACCUACGAAAGUGAAUGCUUCCCAGGCUCGCCAGUUUAAACCUUGUAUUAAGCAAAUAAAUUUCCCUACAAACCUUAUACGACUGGAAGUAAAUAGUUCUCUUCUGGAUUAUUACACCGAAUUAGAUGCAGUUGUGCUACAUGGUACUAAGGACAAGCCGCUGCUCUCUCUCAAGACUGCACUUGUAGACAUGAAUGAUCUAGAAGAUGAUGACUAUGAAGAGAAGGACGGCUGUGGAAUGGACGCUCUUAACAAAAAGUUUAGCAGUGCUGCCCUUGGGGAUGGGCCAAAUAAUGGGUAUUUUGAUAAACUACCAUAUGAGUGCAUGCCCAAGAAUAGAAGUUCAUUUAUCUGGAAGAGAUCAGAAAACCGAACCAAACCAAGACCGAAACAAAAAAUCCAACUGUUAAUACUGCUGAUCUCUGGCGUGUGUGGGUUACCUUACUUUCCAUCUUUCUCCUGUACUAAACUCAUUCAACUGAUUCUGAAUCAUCUUUCACUACCAGACCUGUGUAGACUAGCACAGACUUGCAGGCUCCUCCACCAGCAUUGCUGUGAUCCUCUACAGUAUAUCCACCUCAACCUGCAGCCAUACUGGGCCAAGCUAGAUGAUACUUCACUGGAGCUCCUACAGGCUCGCUGCGUUCUUGUCCAGUGGCUUAAUCUGUCUUGGACUGGCAACAGAGGGUUCAUCUCUGUAUCAGGAUUUAGCAGUUUUCUUAAGGUGUGUGGAUCUGAAUUAGUACGCCUUGAGUUAUCUUGCAGCCACUUUCUUAAUGACACUUGCUUGGAGGUUAUUUCUGAAAUGUGCCCAAAUCUACAAGACUUAAAUCUCUCGUCCUGUGAUAAACUGCCACCUCAGGCUUUUGGCCAUAUUGCCAAGUUAUGCAACCUCAAGAGGCUUGUUCUCUAUCGGACAAAAGUAGAGCAAACAGCACUACUGAGCAUUUUGAACUUCUGUGCAGAGCUUCAGCACCUCAGCCUGGGCAGCUGUGUGAUGAUUGAAGAUUAUGAUGUGAUAGCCAGCAUGAUAGGAGCCAAGUGUAAAAACCUCCGAACUCUGGAUUUGUGGAGAUGCAAAAAUAUUACGGAGAACGGGAUAGCAGAGUUGGCUUCUGGGUGUGUUCUUCUUGAGGAACUUGACCUUGGCUGGUGCCCCACUCUUCAGAGCAGCACUGGGUGCUUUGCCAGACUGGCACGGCAGCUCCCAAACUUGCAGAAACUCUUUCUUACAGCUAACAGGUCUGUGUGUGACACAGACAUAGAAGAAUUGGCAUCUAACUGUGUCAGAUUACAGCAACUGGACAUAUUAGGAACAAGAAUGGUAAGUCCAGCAUCCUUGAGAAAACUCCUGGAAUCUUGCAAAGACCUUACCCUCCUUGAUGUGUCCUUCUGUUCCCAGAUUGAUAACAGGGCUGUGUUAGAGCUCAAUGCAAGCUUUCCUAAAGUAUUCAUAAAAAAGAGUUUUACUCAAUGAGUUCAUACCUGUUAUGUCACUGAAAUCAUGAUUUGGUGGCUUUUUUUUUUUUGGUGGGGGUAGCUUUUUUUGUUUGUUUAGUUUUUAUAAUAGUGAGAAUUAAGACGUUUAUAGAAUUUAAAGGAAAAUGUAAAAUUAUCCAUUGAAUCAAGUAAAAAUGUAUAGAAUGCUCUUUAAAAUAUUACAGGCACUUUUCUUUAGGAAUGUAUGAAUCACUGAUGUUAUUUCCCAUUAUGUUGAUCAGUGGUAUGCUUUAAUUAGUAAUUGUAUGUUAAAGGAAUGAUAUGGAAAUAUUCUAAUUUAUUUUGUGGGAAUACUUUGAAAAAUAAAGUCAUCGUCAUAUUUAUGAAAAAUAAAGUUGAUUUUACACAUCUUUCUUUGUAAA